Messenger RNA from Lates calcarifer (barramundi perch), 2655 nucleotides. It is a transcript of the gene fbxo43, whose product is annotated as F-box protein 43. Gene Ontology annotation, molecular function: protein binding; zinc ion binding. The coding region runs from base 172 to 2268 and encodes 698 amino acids. Gene Ontology annotation, cellular component: nucleus. The transcript has 6 exons. Lineage: Eukaryota; Metazoa; Chordata; Actinopteri; Centropomidae. Gene Ontology annotation, biological process: negative regulation of meiotic nuclear division; regulation of mitotic nuclear division. The record is from RefSeq and is a predicted model, not a curated record.
GUGGCUGGUAGGUGCCUGAAGACGAGCAUGUAGGAAACAGAAAUAACGACAAGGGGUGCAAGCUGAGGCCUAGAACUGAUACUGAGGAAUCGGCGUUGUCUUUGCAUAAGCCGACUACAACUAGAAGUCACCUCACCUCUUGGGGCGAGGCCUGCACACGGGAGGAGGAAAAUGCAGUGCACUCCUGAAUUAAACGUCUACCUCGAGAGCUGCAAAAGCCAGCAUUGUUACGACGACUGCUGUGACAGUGGAUACUCAGGGUUAUUCCACAGCCCGCGCAGCAUCAGUGGAGUCGACUCCUGUAGGUCUUUGUCUCCUGUAGAAUUCAAUGAAAUGCCUAAAGAGAACCUCAGGCUUUCUGUCACACCUAAAGAGAGGACCAGAGAAUCACCCAGACUUUUGGACAAAGACUCCAGGGGAUCACAGCGGCCAUCAGUUACCUGGUGUGAAACUCCUAAAGUAUAUAAAAGAGAUGCCCCAUUGCGACUCAGACUUCUUAUGUGCAAGCCUUCUGCAGAUUUCAAAACUGACAACACAAGAUCACCAUGCAUCAGACAGACUGAAUCCUCCAUCGGCACCAGGUCUGAAGACUGGCUCAGUGCAUCGUUAGGCUCUCCAGACACUGUGAUGGGGGCUUUGGCCUCAAACACUUUAAAACAGGAGCAGGACCUGCCAUUAUCUGGUAGGAAACGUCGUCUCCUUUUCUCACAGGUGAGAACCUCCACUCUUGAAGAUGGUAAACUCCACUCUGAGCUUGCUUCUAAUUUUGAGAGAAGAAUCUCCCUCUCAGGUGACGAUUUCAGUGAGAGUAUCUCUGCUUCUGAUCAAAUCAAUAUUGAGACUCCAUGCUUUAGAAAAUUCCUUCCUGCCUCAUCUAAGGAAAACUCUCAAUCACCAAUCAGUGUUGUGACAAAUGGCCUAAAUGACAGCUUAAGUGUCUGUACACCAUCAUCUACGCACACACCCAAAUACAUCAGGUCUGUGUGUGAAGACAGCGGUUUCAGUUCCCUGACCCUCGAUAAAUCCCAAGACUCCUCUGUCGACCAUGAUGGUUCAUUCCAGGAGGUGCUGCUCUUUGCUUCCAAAAGAAACUGUGAAACCCCAAAUCUGGCAGAGGCAAAGCGGCGUUCCCGCUUGCACCGUCAGCACAGGCUUUCCACACUCAGAGAGGGGGGAUCUCAGUCUGAGGAAGACCCAAAGGACAGACAGCAUGAACAAUAUCACCAGUGCCACAGCCAUUCUAAAGAGGAUGUAUUUUCUGAUGGUGCCACCCCUCGCAAUGUUCUCUCUCUUAAAUGUGGUAAUAGCAUGACCUCUGAUGGUUUGGCCUAUGCAAAACAAGACUAUACCACCCCACUGAGAGCCUGCAUAGCCAAGCCAGAAAACAUGACACCUUUUAGCACAGUUCCUGCUAAUCCAGAUGUAACUCCUCUCAGGACAACCCCAGUUAACCUCUCUCUCACUCCAGCUUUGCAGCUGGUUCAUGCUAUGUGCCAGCAGAUGUCUUUUGGCCAAAGUCCAAGCUUGAUGGAGCAGCUUAAGUCCACAGCAGCACUAGCUGAGACCCCUUUGGCAUUCAGGACCACUAUGCCAUUAGCAGGACUGAUUGGCCGGAAGAUGGGCCUAGGGAAGGUGGACAUACUCACAGAGCUGAAGAAGAGGAACCUCAGGCACAUCCUAGCUGUCAUAUUCAGCCACCUGACCUCUGAUAGCAUCUACAGGUGUGGUCAGGUGAGCAAGAGCUGGAAUGGUAUUAUUCAGCAGGACAAGCAAGCAAGCUUUAGGAGAAGAAACCACCUGAGUGAAGUGAAGGCUGCUCUUGAGCUCGGUGCUGCUGUCCAUGUCCCUGACGCAGAGACCAGACUGACUCUGCUUAAGAGGUCGGCCCUCAAGACAGUCCAGACACAGUCCAGGACCUCUAGCUACUGCACCCCGCAGACAGGAAAUAGCACUUUAAUCCAAUUACAACACAGCACCUCACGUUCAGGCAGCAGCAGCAAACGGGAUAAAUUUCUGGAAGUCGCCAAAACCCUCUUCAAUGAUGAGUGCCUCAAACCUUGCCCUCGAUGUCAGCAUCCUGCAAGAUGUCACUCAGUGAAAGGGGAAGGUGUGUGCAGCAGGGCUGACUGUGGUUUCCAGUUUUGCACUUCCUGCUUGUGUGCCUUUCAUGGCUCUAGAGAGUGUGGCAGCCAGUCUGUAGGCCGUCGCAAAAACGACAUACUCCUUCCAGGUAGUGCUCAAAGCAAGCGAAACGUUAGGAGACUAUGAGAGCAAAGUGAACUGUAUUCCUACUUCCUAUGCCAAGUCACUUUAGCAUGCUUUUCCCCGUAAUGGUGAAAACAAGGCUUGGCAACACGGAUACUUAUUUGUAGCCAGUACAUGAGAACUACGUCUGUACUCAUUGUUUUGUCUUUGUGACUGUCUAUGUACUGUAUUUUUCCCCCUUUUUUCAGUGCAAUUAUUUCUUCUGUGUUUUUAAUUAUGAAUUUGAAGGCUCACCAGCAGUGCAAUGACUGAAUUUUGCUGUUGAUGUACUUCUACAUACACACUGAUCAAGUGUACAGAAUGAUUUUUGGAAUUUCUGAGAUUUUCAACUUUUACCAAUGUGUUUUCAGAUCAGUUUUAAAAUAAAUUUGGUGACUUAUUUUUUACACA